UCAGCAGCCUGAAGCCCAGCCCGCUGCUCCGCAGUCUUCCUCUCCAGCCGAGCCUCCCUCCGUGCAGUCCUGUGUGGCAGCUGAAGUCGCAGCUCUGAGUCCAGGAUGGAACCCGGGCUGGGGCCUGAAGCUGCCGCCCUCCACACACAUUGGCUGGCCAAGUUGCUAUUGGGGCUUACGGCCCUGAGCUGUUCUCUCUCCUCGCCAGCUUCUCCCGCUCCUUCUCUGGUGCCCCGAGUCAGAACCACCUACAAUUUGGGACGGACUUUCCUCGGUCUUGAUAAAUGCAAUGCCUGCAUUGGGACAUCCAUUUGCAAGAAGUUCUUUAAAGAAGAAAUAAGGUUUGACAACUCGCUGGCUUCCCACCUCGAAUUGCCUUCUGAAUACUUGCCUUCUUACCCUGCAAAUUACUCAGAUGAUUCUAAAACCUGGCGCACUGUAGAGAUCUCUAGGCUGAUCAGCAGAUACCAAAAUGAGGUCUCAGACAUGAGAAUCUGUGCCUCCAUAUCAGCCCCAAAGACCUGCAGUAUUGAGCGUGUCCUGAGGAAAACAGAAAGGUUCCAGAAAUGGCUGCGGGCCAAGCGCCUCACACCGGACCUGGUGCAGGGCCUGCCCAGCCCCCUCCUGCGCUGCCCAACACAGAGACUUCUGGACCGAGUGGUCCGGCGCUAUGCUGAGGUGGCCGACGCUGGCAGCAUCUUCAUGGACCACUUCACCGACCGCGACAAGUUGCGUCUGCUCUACACCCUGGCUAUCAACACGCACCCCAUCGUCCUACAGAUCUUCCCCGGGGCAGAGGGCUGGCCAUUGCCCAAGUACCUGGGUUCCUGUGGCAGACUCCUCAUCAGCACCAGCACCAGGCCUCUGCAGGAAUUCUUCGGUGCGCCUCCAGACCAGGCAGCUGACAUUGCCUACCAACUCCUUGGUGUCCUGGAGUCCCUGAGGAGCAAUGAUCUGAACUAUUUCUUCUACUUCACUCAUGUCGAUGCAGGCAUGUUUGGCAUCUUUAAUAAUGGGCAUCUGCUCAUCCGGGAUGCCAGCGCACUGGGCGUCAUCGACAAGCAGGAAGGCAGCCAAACGGCCACCAAGACCAGAGAGAACCAAGAUGUUUUCAGUUGCCUGGUUUCUGGCUGCCAGGCCCAGCUGCCCUCCUGUGACACCAUCGCUGAGAAGCAUAACCUCGUUUUGUCACAGUCCCUCCUGAAUGCAGCUGGCCACCGGAAGGAAACCAUAGCCCACAGACCUCCCAGAGCUCCACAGAAGAAUGACGGUUGCCACAGAGAUCCUCCGAUGCGUGAGGCAGGCCCCAAAGCAUCUCUGUAGGUCCAGGUGUUCUUCCUUUGCUGGAUUCUUCCACACAGUGAGUGACUUUUGAUUGAGGUCCCUCCCCAGGGAGUCCAGAAAUGGUCCUUUCCUAGGACUUGAGCUAACCCUCCGCUAAACCUCCCACUGUCUGUCCACCUGCAUAGCCCUCCAGACCUCUUCUCCAGAGCAGUUGCCUGAGACUCUGAGGAAUGCUCUUUCAAAACCAUCAUGUAAUGUGAAGCUGCUCCAUCUACACAGGAAGUGCAGCUCCAGGCCCCUCCCGAAUCAGGACAAGGAAAUCUUAUGCCUCACUUGCCAGAGUCCUGGGAGAAAGCAAAGAAGAAAAACACCCAAGGAUCCCCCAGGUGGCUGCUGGGAGACUUGGUUUUAGUAUUAAUUAUAGUUGAAUUCUAUUUGUGCAGCUGUGUUCACAUCCACAGUGCAAGCCAAGAGUUAAGGAAGGCCAGAUAGAUGUCAGGCUGGGCCCACAUGUGCUUAGCAAUGGUCUAGAAAUGGUUCACCAGCUAGUGGCUUUUCGUGGGAUAUGGAGGUCACAGAGUUCCUUUUCUCAUACACUUUCAUGUCAGAGCAGAUCUGUUGCUCUUAUCAGCAUGGCUGAAGAUCACAGGCCCUACUCGGGCACUGUCUUCAGGGGACAUUUUGCUCAAACCCCUCCUUCUGCUGACGCUCUGCUACUCCCUCUCUGUGGUAGAGCCAGAGAAGAGCCAUCAGAUCCCUCUUUAAGUGACAACUGUCUCCCCAGUAUGGGGCUGCAGUCAGUAGGCUGCUUCAGCUGUCAACCCCUUGAGCCUCUGCCUCAGCCCUUCUGUGGCGUUGGCUCAGGGUCACACCCUUCCUAGGACAUCAUCCUAUCUAGUGAUCAGGUAUGGCCAGGGGCCGUUUGGCCCCACCAAGCUACAGCUCUGACAGGCAGUUCUCAUUCCAGAAAUUCCCACUGAGCCAAUCAGGACUCCGCUGGACCUGUACCACAGUCUAACCUUCCCCUGCCCAUCCUCCUUCCUCUGCAUUCUUCUUACAGGUGUUGGUCCCUCUUAAGCAUCUUAUGCCCCACAGUGAGCUGAAAGAUAUAUCCGUAUCCUACUCCCCAGAAUCUGUGAUGAUUAUCUGACAUAUGAAAAGAUGCAACUAACUCAAGGAUUAUAAGAGAAGGAGUUUGUCUUGAGUAGAACAGGUAGACCCUGAGUGCCAUCUCAUGUCCUUACAAGAGAGAGGCAGAGGGAGUUUGAAAACAGAAGAGGAGUGAUAUAAAGAUGGGGUGAUGUGCCCACAAGCCAGGCAACCCUGACAGCCAUCAGAAGCUGGGAGCGGCAGGGGACAGAAUCUCCUCCAGACCCCCCAGAGGAGUGUGGCCCUGCAUGCAUUAUAUCCUUUAUCUUUCCAGCUGAAUUUCACAACACUUUGAUUUCAGCCCAAUGAAACUAACUUCAGACUUUUGGCCUCCAGAAGUGUGAGAAAAUAAACUGCUACUGUUUUGAGCCACAUGCUUUGUUAUAAUUUGUUAUAGCACUCACAAGAAACUGACACACACACCAAUGUCCAUCUUAGUAUCCGCUUCUACAGAUCCCAACCUGCAACACUUCUCAACUCCAGUCUGCUGUGUUUCACUCACAUGGGAGAGUACAAUAUGCAUCCAUAUCCCCCUGAGUUUCUUUCCUGCAUUGACAAGGCUCCAUGCAUCAUUGAAGACCCUGUCUGGGUCCUAUCCUGAUGCCAAAUUUGGCUUAACAGGCCAGCACUCAGAGAUCACUUUCUGAAUCUUUUCUCUGAAUUCCUGGGCCACAGGUCUGUAUCCCAUUUGAAGCAAAUCCCAGGGGUAGCCCAGAAAGAUCUAUGUCCCAGCC
This is a messenger RNA of Fukomys damarensis (Damara mole-rat), 3167 nucleotides long. It is a transcript of the gene Dipk2b, whose product is annotated as divergent protein kinase domain 2B. The transcript is spliced from 6 exons. The record is from RefSeq and is a predicted model, not a curated record. Bases 106 to 1323 code for a protein of 405 amino acids. Lineage: Eukaryota; Metazoa; Chordata; Mammalia; Rodentia; Bathyergidae.